CGUCAAGAACUGAGCUAGCUUAGUGUAUGACUGACUAUAUGCGAUGCUGAAAGUACAGGUGAUGCUGAUGAGGGCGGCAAACGGCACCACGAGUACUCCUUUGAUGUGAGCGUCUGUAAUAUUGUUGUCGUCCUUUUGGAGGCAGAGCAGAGCAUCCAAGGUGUCUUCACCAUCGUCGGAUAGCCGCCUCCUUGGAUCGAGAUGGUCAUCUAUGAGUCGUCUGCAGAAAACAUCGAGCUUAAGAAAGACAUCUUGAAGCCUGGCUUGCGUUCCUCUGAUCACGUCCACCCACCCGAGCAUGGCGAAGAAGUCUGCUACGAAGAAGGUGGCAAAGAUUGCUUGACUCUCUUUGGCGGUGCGGUGGAAACCGUCGUGGCAGCGACCGCCAAAGGCGGUCCUGCAAGUGAUAUUGGCAGUAAGAGAGAGCAGCUCCUCACUCAGGUUGAUGACGACCGUGUUGGGAGCACGAGAACGGAUCGAUUCCAUGGUUCUCUCGACCUCGUCCUCUCUCACGGGUCUAAAGGACGUGAUCUUCUUGGUGGCGAAGAGCUCCGUCACGCAAAUCUUCCGCAGAUCCCUCCAAUGGCUUCCGUACGGGGCGAAGGCCACGUCGGAGCCGCCGAAGGAGAGUUUCGCGGUGGAGAUGGUGUGAGGCCGGCUGCAGCACUCGAGGUCGUGGGUUCUGAGGACUUGCUCGGCCGACGCCGCGGAAGAGACGACCACAGCGGGGACAUGGCCAAGCUUCAAGCGCAUGACAGGGCCGUGUUUCUUGGAGAGUUCCCACAGGGACUGGUGCAGGAGGCUGCGGCCCAACUGGUGGAGGUUGCCGAUGAUGGGGAGCGUGUUUGGCCCUGGUGGGAGCUUCCAUGCUGCGGUACCUUUCCUCCUACUACCUCGCGAUUGACCCCGUUGAGGCCCUAAUUCGCGUCUCCUCCGUCGCCGGGUUCUGGGACGAUCUCCGGCGAGCCUCUGG
Musa acuminata subsp. malaccensis (wild Malaysian banana) is the source of this 973-nucleotide messenger RNA. Lineage: Eukaryota; Viridiplantae; Streptophyta; Magnoliopsida; Zingiberales; Musaceae. The record is from RefSeq and is a predicted model, not a curated record.